AUGAGUAUAGAAAUCACAAGGCAAGCAAAAGUAUUAAGUAAUGACAAUGAUCAGGUUAGAUUAGCUGUAAAGAGAAGAUUGAGUUAUCCUGACAAUAAUGUAACAAUCAAGCGUCAGAAAAAGUUUGAGCAUGAGAUAGAUUGUAACCGUCAAAUGAACCGUAGUAAUGAUGCGGAAGUUCUGAGUAUUAUCAUUACAUUGAACGAACAAUUUCCAAUUGCUUGGACCUUUGUUCCUGGUAUUAAUCAAUUGAUCGCCAUUCAAUUAGAUCGUGUCAAAUUAAAUGAGCGAAUAAGACUAAUAAUAAAUGAUGAUCAGUCUGUCUUGGUAACGUAUUCAGAGCAUUAUAAAAAAAAAAUUGACGUACAAAUAAAAUCUGUCAAUGAUUUAAUUAACUUUAUAAAGAGUAUGGAGUUGAAAACGUUAUGCACUGGGACAGGAUAUGAUUUAAAAAAUUUUUCAUUAAAAUGUCACGGUGAUGUGAGCGAUAUUUAUAAACGAAGCCAAGCAACACCACGAUGUCCUGAGUGUCGGAAACUUCGUGUGAGGUUGCUCAAAUUAAAAAAAGGCCAAAAUCUUAAUAUCGCGGACAAGGUAGAAGUGACUUCUAAAGCUAUCAAUUUAGGACUUGUUAAAAAAACAAAGCGCAUUAAGAAACAGCUACAAUCGUGUUCAUCAAAAUUACGUGAUAUCCAAAGGAAAACCAAAACCAUUUAUAAAGGUGAAUUUAAUAAAAAACUUUCUUUAUUACCGAAACAGCAGCAAAUAACAGUAAGGAUGUGUUUUGAGAAUGUUAAUAAAAAAGGCCCAACUGGUAAACGAUAUGAAGUAGAAUGGAUUUACGAAUGUCUUCUAAUUCGUAUGAAAAGUACGUGUACUUACAACAUGAUACGAGCAAGAAAUAUAAUACCUUGGCCAACGAUUGAUACAUUAUCAAAGUAUAUUGGAAAGAUAAGUUCGUCGAUUUUUGGAUUUCUGCCUGAGACUUUUGAAGUUCUUCGAAAAAAAGCAUCAUCAAUGGCUCCUGAAGAAAAAAUAGGUCAAAUAUCUGCUGAUGAGGUGAAGCUAAUGGAAAAUAUAGAGUACAACAAAAAAAUUGCUGAGUACAGUGGUUUUGUUGAUCUCGGAAAAUAUACAACUGAGUCUGAUAAAGAUGUUGCUGGAGAUCAUGCUCUUGUUUUUAUGUUUGUACCAUAUCGGGGUAGUUCUGCUCAACCUCUGGGAUGUUUCAUAACUAAAAAUUCAAUUACGAGUGAAGUUCUUCAUAAAUUAUUUUUAGAGUGUAUUAUCCUUGUUGAAAAUGCUGGUUUUCACGUAAAUUUGAUAGUAACUGAUGCUGCUCAAUGGAAUAGAGGUGUUUGGACGAAAUUAGGAGUCGGACCUAAUAACAACAGUUGUGAGCAUCCAUGUGACUCUAGUUGUAGAUUAUGGUUAUAUUCACGGGAAGUUCGUUGCGCAAUGACGGUAUUAAGAGAAAAUGGCAAUGAAAAAUUUGAAGGAUCAGAACCGACUGAAAAAUUUAUUAAAAUUAUUGAUGAUGGUAUUCAAGCAAUGACUUCCCAUGAUGCUAAAAAUGCUCUGUAUUUUAAAGAUACUUGUGAACAGCAACAGGCAAUUCGGACUUUAUUGAAGUUUUUAGAAGAUUGGGAAAAAAUGUAUACUCACACGAAAACUCCUAAUGCUUCUACUCCAAAGAAUUCCACUCCAAAAAAUACAGUUUCUAAGAAAAUCACUCCUAGACAAUCCAUAUCAAAAAAUUCAACUUUAAAUCAAGUAAUUCCACAAAAUACAAUCUCAAAAAAAGCAACUCCUAAAUCCACAUCAAAAAAAAAUUCUUUUCCAAUAUCUGCUAGCACUAUAUCCGGUUUUAAAGUCACCUUACGAGCAGCACUACAAAUCUUAUCAGAGUUACACCAUAACUAUGGAUAUGACUAUCUCAUAACAUCACGUUUGACUCAAGACAAUCUCGAGAGAUUAUUUUCAAUUAUGAGAUAUUCUUGUGGUGCCAAUGAUCACCCAACACCCCAGCAGUUUGGUCAAGUUUUCCGAUUAUAUUGCUGCAAUACCAUGAUUAAGCCUCCAAAAGGCUCAAAUGUCACUGGAGUUGAACUGCUUCAAACUCUGAUGAAAACAGAAGAUUCGCUAAAAAUGUCUCGUCAACCACGAAUGGAGUGGUUAGAAAAAAUUGACAAGAUGCUGGAAAGGGCUGUACCAAUUGGUGAUAUUUGGAACGAUAAUUCAUCCAACGAUGCAAAUGAAAGUUCUGUAAGUUCGAUUGAUUUAAACGCCUCUGAAUCAUUAACUACUGAACCAACAUCGAGGAUUCAAACAACUCUAGAGUCCCUCGAACAUCAUGAUUAUGAUGUUGUGUCUACUAGUCGAGAAGUUCAAGCGUAUAUGGCUGGGUAUAUCGUAAGAAAAAUGAAAUAUAAAUGUAAGUGCUCAUCAUGCUUCUAUACUCUUCAAUCAUCUAACGAUGAACCGAAUUGUCGUGAUCGGUUUAUUGACUUGAUGGAAAAAUAUGGAGGACUAUCAAGGGCUUCUGACAAUUUAUUUCAACUCACCAUGCAAUUAGAAGCUGCUUUUUUAGAUGUUGUUGGCAGAGUAGGGUUAAGCCGUGGCACAAUAAAUAAAAUAUUGGAUAGAAUUGAAAGUAUGCUACCACAAUUAUCGUUUGUUGGAUGUGGGAUCCAUCAGCUCGAAAUAACGAAAGAUAUCAUCGAUUUUUAUAUAACUAUGCGACUAUAUUUUCUGGGUAAAACUUUCAACAAAAGGAAUCAAUUAAAAAGAGAAAAAAUGAAAACUUAA
Molecule: messenger RNA, 2808 nt
Organism: Cotesia congregata
Lineage: Eukaryota; Metazoa; Arthropoda; Insecta; Hymenoptera; Braconidae
Source: the annotation of a GenBank genome assembly